Molecule: messenger RNA, 264 nt
Organism: Acytostelium subglobosum LB1
Lineage: Eukaryota; Evosea; Eumycetozoa; Acytosteliales; Acytosteliaceae
Exons: 3
Coding region: 1-264 (87 amino acids)
Biological process (GO): fatty acid metabolic process
Molecular function (GO): fatty-acyl-CoA binding
Source: RefSeq, a predicted model, not a curated record
AUGAGCACUAAGGCCCAAUUCGAACAAGCUGCUGAGGAUGUCAAGAAGUUGACCAAGAGCCCAUCCAACGAGGAGAAGUUGAAGCUGUACGGUCUCUACAAGCAGGCCACCGCUGGAAACAACACUGCUUCACGUCCAUGGGCUGUUCAACUCGAGGCCUGUGCCAAGCAUGACGCCUGGACCGCUGAGAAGGACAAGGCUUGCGAGACCUGCUACCAAGAGUACGUCGACUUGGUCAAGGUGUUGCAGUCCAAGUAUGCUUAA